AUGAAGUUCUUUCUGGCAUUAGGAUUUUUGGUGGUGUGCUGCUCCGCACUAUCGACCAAGCAGCAGAGAAGGUUUCCGGAUGACUUCCUCAUCGGGACUGCCACCGCCUCCUACCAGAUAGAAGGAGCUUGGAAUGAAGAUGGAAAAGGAGAAAAUAUCUGGGAUUACCUAACUCAUAAUAACCCGGCAGCAGUCAAGGACGGAAGCACUGGUGACAUUGCCGCUAACUCCUACCACAACGUGGAGAGGGACGUGGAGAUGAUGCGAGAGCUGGGUCUUGAUGUAUAUCGCUUCUCGCUUUCGUGGUCCAGAAUCUUACCUUCAGGAUUCGCCAAUGAAAUCAACGAAGCAGGAGUCGACUACUACAACAGGCUAAUCAACGAGAUGUUGAAGUACGGCAUAACCCCGAUGAUUACUUUAUUCCACUGGGACUUGCCUCAGAAGCUGCAGGAACUGGGAGGCUUCGCCAAUCCACUGGCUUCCAUUUGGUUUGAAGACUACGCGCGCGUGGUCUACACGAAUUUCGGUGACAGAGUCAAACAUUGGAUCACCAUUAAUGAGCCUAGAGAAAUAUGCUACGAGGGUUACGGCUCUGUUCAUAAAGCACCUAUCCUCAACGCCACGGCUAUCGGGACAUAUCUGUGUGCCAAGAAUGUUUUGAUAGCCCACGCUAAAGCAUACCACUUGUACAACAAUGAGUUCAAGGACAAACAAGGAGGACAGUGCGGUAUCACCAUCAGUGCCAAUUCGUUCAGGCCUUUUACCGAUUCUGAGGAAGAUCACGCAGCUACUGAACUAAGACGGCAAGCUGAGUUUGGCCUCUACGCAGAACCUAUAUUUUCUGAAGAAGGUGGAUUCCCUAAGGAAUUAGUUGAAAUAGUGGCUGAAAAAAGUGCAAAAGAAGGCUACCCGUGGUCCAGAAUUCCGGAGUUUACAGACGAAGAACGAGAAUUGGUCAGAGGAGCUUCGGACUUCUUUGGGGUCAACCAUUACACCGGCUUCCUGGUGUCUGCCAACGAGCAAAUUUCUGAUCGCCCUACUAUACCUAUACUCCCUGACAUCACUGUGGGAAAUUACAUCCCCCCCGAAUGGCCACAGUCGGCUUCGUAUUGGCUAACACUAUCCCCAGACAGUAUAUACGACACGCUGACUUAUCUCCAGAAGAGAUACAAUGAUCCUAUCUUCUACAUUACUGAGAAUGGCUGGUCCUCUCCUCCUACGAACGGAUUACUUGACGACGACAGAAUACGUUAUUACAGAGCCGCCUUAGAGAGUGUAUUAGAUUGUCUCGAUGCCGGAAUUAGGCUCAAAGGUUACAUGGCCUGGAGUCUGAUGGAUAACUUCGAAUGGUUGGAAGGAUACACCGAACGUUUCGGUUUGUACGAGGUUGACUUUUCGGAUCCCGCCCGCCCUCGCACCCCGCGCAAGUCCGCCUUCGUCUACAAGGAGAUCUUGAGAAGCAGGGUCAUCGACCACGACUACGAGCCCAACACUACCGUCAUGACCAUCGACGAGGGACACUGA
Bombyx mandarina (wild silkworm) is the source of this 1524-nucleotide messenger RNA. RefSeq names its product myrosinase 1. Gene Ontology annotation, biological process: carbohydrate metabolic process. Lineage: Eukaryota; Metazoa; Arthropoda; Insecta; Lepidoptera; Bombycidae. Gene Ontology annotation, molecular function: beta-glucosidase activity. The record is from RefSeq and is a predicted model, not a curated record.